CUUGAGCCGCAUUCAGUUUCGAUUCAACGCUGAACCUGAUCGUAGGUUAACCGAACCGAAUACCACACAUCUCUCACUCAGAGUUCUGAAAUUAUUUCGGAAAGACAUAUCGUACCCGUACCGGCUGCUGUCUUAAAUUCGAAAACAAACGUCGGACGAUAGCAUAAUUCGGUUUAAAAUUUUUGUUUGUUGUUUUCUUUCGAAAUUCAUCUGACGGUUGCAAUCAACGUCAACUUCAACGCAACGAUUUCUUUCUUUUGUUGAACUUCAAACUUAACUUCAAUUAAAAUUGUGAAAAUUUACUCUUUAACUCUCGAUCGAUUGAUCCAAUCGUACGUGAUACACUUUCGACUUCGUUGGCAUUUUAUAGUUUUUUAUCGUGUCUUCAAUUAUUUAUUUUGAGUGUUUUCUAUUUGUUAUUUUGUUGUGUGUUGUUGGUUUUAUUUUAUAAAAUUGUUUAUUUUUAUAAAUAAAUAAAUAAAAAGUGAACUGAAUAAGCGUUGGGAGAGAUUAAAAUAAAAUAAAAUAAAAACAGAAGAGAAAUGUCAAAUGCGACAAUGGAGAAACAACCAGGUGCCGCUGCAAUCGAUGAAGAUGAAAGAUGCAUUAGUGGGCCACUAGAGUGGACGAUAUUAAUAGUUGCAAUUGUUUUGGGUGUUGCCCUGCUCUUGUUUAUAAUCAGAAAAAUCGUCCAAGGACCAUUUUAUCGCAAGAAAAAUCGCAUUGAUGGCAAAGUGGUAGUCAUUACAGGAUGUAAUACAGGAAUUGGCAAGGAAACUGCCCUAGAACUUGCGAGACGUGGUGCUAAGAUCUACAUGGCUUGUCGUGAUCCCGUUCGAUGUGAAGGUGCUCGUUUGGAAAUUAUCGAAAAGACCAAAAAUGAAAAUAUUUUCAAUCGAACGUUGGAUUUGGGUUCCUUGGAAUCUGUACGAAAAUUUGCUGACAAAUUCUUAGCAGAAGAACCACGAUUGGAUAUUCUUAUCAAUAACGCCGGUGUUAUGGCCUGUCCCAAGGGAACAACAAAAGACGGCUUUGAUUUGCAAUUGGGAACAAAUCAUUUGGGUCAUUUUCUUUUGACUAAUUUACUUUUGGACUCGUUGAAACAAUCGGCUCCAAGUCGUAUUGUUGUUGUAUCCAGCGCCAUCUAUCUAUUUGGAAAAAUCAACAAGGACGAUUUGAACUUCGAAAAGAGCUAUAGCAAAUGGGGUGCUUAUUCGCAAAGUAAAUUGGCCAAUAUUUUGUUCACAGUGAAAUUGAGUGAACUGUUACACGGAAGUCAGGUUACUGUCAACUGUUGCCAUCCAGGAGUCGUAAAGACCGAACUAUCUCGCCAUAUUAUCAGUGGCAGAACAAAAUCACUCUUACAACCCAUUACAAGCUUCUUCUUUAAGUCGCCAGAAGCUGGAGCUCAAACCUCUUUGCGAUUGGCUCUUGAUCCAGCUUUGGAGAAAUCAUCAGGUUCCUAUUAUUUUGACACAAUCAGAUGCCCAGUGCUGCCAAAGGCCAAGAACAAGGAAAUGGCCGAUUACUUGUGGAAGGUCAGUGAAGAAAUGGUUGGUUUGAGGCCAAAAGAUCAAAUGACAGUUGUGCCAGUUACCUUACAUGUUCCACCCAAGAGUGAAUCAAACGGUCACACUACCGUUAUUGAUGUCGAGAAUAUCUCAAGCAACAAUGGAAUGACAGACAAUAAGAAAAUGGAAGAGUCAAUUAUUAUAAAAUCGAACGGAGUUUCUGAGAAAUCAGAGAAGAUGAAGAAAAUGUCCGAAAGUGAGAAGCAAGAUGAACCGGAAAAGGUUGAUAAGCCCGAAAAGAUGGACAAAAUGGAAAUGGCAAACAUCAAAUCAGAAACUACUGCUCAGGAAGAGAGUAAAAUGUCAGAAAAAAUGGACUUACCAGAAAAAACCACGGGCGAAGAACAGUUUGAAAAAAUGCACAUUUCAAAAACAAACGGAGCUAUUUCCAACAGGGAUGUUAGUGAGGACAAACCAGAUGGUUCAGAAAAACAUGACAUGCAACCAACGCAAACAAUGGAAAAGAAGGACCCUAUGGAAAAUAUUAAUGCAAUUGAGAAGGCAGAUGUGAUAGAAAAACAAGAUGCGGCUGUGAAUGAGACAGCAACAACAACAGAAUCUAUUGAAAUCGGAACGCGAGAGAAAGCUAUUUAAGAGAGACAGAGGGAGAAAGAUGGAGUUCGAUGAUAGUUAGUUAGAAUUUUAUGAAAUGACUAAUUUAUAUUUUUAAGAUCAGUUUUAUGUUUUAUAUUAAUAAUAAUAUUAAUAAUACUCAUCGCAUAAUUAUUUUUUAGUUUAUAUUAUUUAAGAAUCAUUUCAUACUUAUUUUAAUUAUUAUUAUUAUUUUGAGUGUUAACUACUAUACUUUAUUUUAUUGGCUGCCUAAUGAUUUUUGAGUUGAAACGAAACGAGAAACAAAACAUAUUUUUAUUGUAAAUAAAUUGAAAUAUAUCAUAAAA
Eupeodes corollae is the source of this 2470-nucleotide messenger RNA. Its product is annotated as retinol dehydrogenase 12. Lineage: Eukaryota; Metazoa; Arthropoda; Insecta; Diptera; Syrphidae. The record is from RefSeq and is a predicted model, not a curated record. The coding region runs from base 543 to 2165 and encodes 540 amino acids. The transcript is spliced from 4 exons.